GCUUAUUCUCAUCCACGACGCACAAGAUAGGAAGCGCGUUUCGGUCGCCCGCGUAGGUUUCCUGAUAACCGGUUCUGAAUGCAUCCACACUCAUGGCCACAGAAGUGGAGAAUACUCCUCCGGUACGACGCCGUAGUAGAGCAGGAUGCUGGACGUGUCGCAGUCCAGCAGUCAAGAAACGCUGCGAUCAACAACGUCUCGUCUGUGGGCGUUGUGAGCGACUGAAUUUGCAAUGCGACUAUGCAAUGCGGCCAACACUCGCUGAACGUCGCAGGGCAAACCGCAGUACGAGCUCUGCGCUCAGCACAUUAUCUUCGAUUAGCAAUGGAACGUCGCCUGCCACCCUGGAUUCGGCCCAGGACACAUUCGACUCACCUUCAGCUACUGAAACUUUCAGUGCAAGCCCAGCUUCAAGUCACUUGACAGGGUCAAUAAAGGAUGGUGUCAACUGUAGUCUAGAUCUGUGUGCUGAAGACUAUGAAGCUAUCCACUACUUCCGCACCGAGUUUGCCAAGUUGCAUCACACCAAAAACCCGGAAUACUCGUUGAUAUCGCUCAUGUUCAAGCUUGCGCAGGCUGAACCCAUGAUAAUGCACAUGGUGGUUGCGAUCGGACAUCAAGAGAUGGGCUUUCGACAACAACAAUCCUCGGCAAGCGCUCAGCACGCCGCGUCAAAUCACUAUGGUUUAGCCCUCAGAUUAAUGGCCGACGCAAUAAUACCAUCGAACGCUGCCACGAAGGAUCUGGAUACUAUCCUUACUGCCUUGUGGCUAAUGCUACUCUACGAGCAGCAAUUCGGUGACGAGAGAUGCAGAGCGUACUUGAGCCAUCUCCAAGGCGUGGCAUCUCUGUUGCAAUCGCAAAGUGGUAGUCUCCUCCAAAUUCCACCACACAAGCUUGGGAUCCUGGAAAAGGACUCAGCGGCUGUUCUGACCAACCAGUCGAGUGCAGAGUCAAAGAUUUCGAUUUACGCAGCACGUGUUCUGAUCUGGAUCGUGCUGCUUGAUGCAGCAGCCGCAACUUCUGGCGUUGGCGGGCACGUGAAUGAGGCAAUCAUAAACAUGCUGCUUUCGAAUCCCACGGACUCGCGUAUGCGGUCCAAGGAUCCAAUAAAGGCAGUUGCCCGUCUCCACCACUACUCCAACUCCCUAUAUCGACUGGCUUGGGGCGACGCUUAUCCUCAAGCUGAGCUUGUAGAUGAUGUAGAGAACCGCAAUGUGUACGCCUUGCUCGGCCACUGCGCUUACCUGCGUUAUUUAACCGCUCAGCUUGCAACAAUGUACCGCGAUGAUCCCACAUUAGCAAUGGAGCAAGCGCAUGAAGUUGAAUACUCUAUCGACGAAGUUGGCGAUCUCUUCAGAGAACUCAUGGAAGUGGCCCAUGAGCUGUCUCUAGGAACUGAUAACAGUCACAGGCUGGUUGCGAAUAUGCGGGCGAUAGUACCUAUGUACUAUGCUAUCGUACUAGACUUCAAACGCCUAACAGCUUUCGACCAACCUAAAGACGAGCGACAACGUCAUGCUCUGCAGGAGAUCAUGAACCUCUGUUUCCAGGACUUCACACACGGCGGCGACCAACCGAAUCUGAGAAUCGCUUGGCCUUUGUUCAUGGCGGCCCUUGAAACCGAAGACAUGUUACACCAGAAAUUUAUCUUGGACCGCUUCGAGACCUUCCGUCUCUACGGCAAGAACUACGAGCGGGCUCAUCGCUUCUUAGUGGCAGUCCUUCCCAUGCAACGGCGUAAUGGCAAACGCGUUGAUAUCAGACUGCAUAUGGAGCACAAUGAGAUGUUCGUAUUGGGCUGAGCGGUACGAUUUGUCUUUGGUGAUCAGGUUAUGACAAUACUUAUUUGAGUCGACAAUUCCGCACGCAAGUCCCGAGAUUUGCUAGCCGACUGCUAUCUGAAUCCCCGCAUUCUCAUCGGCCUGUGUAUCUAACAUCUCAGUGGGGGCUGGUUA
This is a messenger RNA of Boeremia exigua, 1958 nucleotides long. Its product is annotated as fungal-specific transcription factor domain-containing protein. Gene Ontology annotation, molecular function: DNA-binding transcription factor activity, RNA polymerase II-specific; transcription cis-regulatory region binding; zinc ion binding. NCBI's taxonomy places the organism in Eukaryota, Fungi, Ascomycota, Dothideomycetes, Pleosporales, Didymellaceae. Bases 93 to 1805 code for a protein of 570 amino acids. Gene Ontology annotation, cellular component: nucleus. The transcript is spliced from 2 exons. The record is from RefSeq and is a predicted model, not a curated record. Gene Ontology annotation, biological process: positive regulation of transcription by RNA polymerase II.